Felis catus (domestic cat) is the source of this 499-nucleotide messenger RNA. RefSeq names its product ubiquitin like 5 (gene UBL5). Bases 154 to 375 code for a protein of 73 amino acids. The transcript is spliced from 5 exons. Lineage: Eukaryota; Metazoa; Chordata; Mammalia; Carnivora; Felidae. Gene Ontology annotation, molecular function: protein binding; protein tag activity. Gene Ontology annotation, cellular component: cytoplasm; nucleus. The record is from RefSeq and is a predicted model, not a curated record. Gene Ontology annotation, biological process: protein modification process; mRNA splicing, via spliceosome.
GGGACCGGAAAGAAGUCGUAGGGAUGUUGAGCAGGGAGCACGGACCUACGCUUCCGGUUGCUCACUUCCGCUUCCGACUCUGACCGGGGUUCCGCCUUCGAGAGAGGAGAUUGUGGCGUCGGCGGAUUCCAAGCGUUUCGAGCUCCAGACAGGAUGAUCGAGGUUGUUUGCAACGACCGUCUAGGGAAGAAGGUCCGCGUUAAGUGCAACACUGAUGACACCAUCGGGGACCUUAAGAAGCUAAUCGCAGCCCAAACUGGCACCCGUUGGAACAAGAUCGUCCUGAAGAAGUGGUACACGAUUUUUAAGGACCAUGUGUCCCUGGGGGACUAUGAAAUCCACGAUGGGAUGAACCUGGAGCUUUAUUACCAAUAGAACAGAAUUCCUUCCUGCUGCCCAUCCCUCCCCUCCUGUUUCCUCUCUGCUCCCACCCUCAUCCCCACACUGGUAUGGAUGCUUGUUUUUAAAAACUCCUGUUAAUAAAAUAUUAGAAGUUGCA